Molecule: messenger RNA, 2526 nt
Organism: Exophiala dermatitidis NIH/UT8656
Lineage: Eukaryota; Fungi; Ascomycota; Eurotiomycetes; Chaetothyriales; Herpotrichiellaceae
Product: 3' exoribonuclease
Exons: 1
Coding region: 337-1500 (387 amino acids)
Biological process (GO): exonucleolytic trimming to generate mature 3'-end of 5.8S rRNA from tricistronic rRNA transcript (SSU-rRNA, 5.8S rRNA, LSU-rRNA); TRAMP-dependent tRNA surveillance pathway; nuclear polyadenylation-dependent mRNA catabolic process
Cellular component (GO): cytoplasmic exosome (RNase complex); nuclear exosome (RNase complex)
Source: RefSeq, a predicted model, not a curated record
UUUUCAAUCAAGUCACCACUGCCAGUGGUCCUACAUGAUAGAUGCGGACUUGCCAGUGAGACGUGAAUAAUUCCUUUCUUUUUGUGGCGUCUCAUUUCAACUUCCGCCCGGUCAGUGGUUUGCACAGUUUCGUCGCUUUUCAGUUUCCGAGUGCUUCAAGUUUACCAGAAGAAAACCCGUCACGGCCAACUUGUUCGAACCUCUGCAACUUCAAGUUAAAGUAAACCAGACGAAGCCACAAACCUACCGUACCGCCGCAUUACCCUUUUGUUGAGUUCGAAGUUCCUUUCUACAGUAUCUCUUCUCAUCUCACGCCGCUGCGCCGAUACUACGACAAUGCCGUCCCUCGCCUCAUCGCUACCCUUCUCCCCCGCCGAACUCGCCUAUCUACACAGCUCGCUCGCGUCCGUGCCGCCAUUAAGACCCGAUGCACGAUCAUCAGGCACAGAUUUCCGGCCCUUACACGCCGAGACAGGCGUCCUUCCCGCGGUCAACGGUAGCGCACACGUGGGCUUCAGCGAUGGACGCGAGGCCAUAGUCGGGGUGAAACUCGAGGUUGAAAAGACGAAGACGACGACGAACAAACAGCGACAACAAGUUGUGGACGAUACGGAGAUGACAGAUACAGGCGCAGCAGCAACGCAGAACAACCCCAGAAGUUCGAGUAAACCGGAAUGGAUCAGUCUCACACUCACAGUGCCGGGCGUACGAGAUGACGAUUCCAGCCUGGCGUUCCUGGAAGAAAUGUUACGGGAGCCGUUGGUGACUGCUUUGACAGAGUCGGAUUCUGCUGGUACUGGGACAAAUUCGGUGCAGGAUAAAUUGGUCAUCAAUUCACGGUGGCAUUGGCACGUCUACAUUGACGUUUUGCUAAUUUCGCCAAACGGUCUCGCUAGUUAUCCGCUCCCAUUGCUGAGCAUGGCGACGCAUCUUGCCCUGCGAGACACGCGGGUGCCUAAACUCAAGAGUGAAGGCGAGGAAGAUCCUGUUGCCGAUGACGAUUGGAUGGCCAGUACGUAUCUGUACCCUAGAAAGAGCACUGGCACGAAUGCAGGCGGGAGUGCUGGUGCUACUGUUAGUCGGCCACCGGUUAUUCUGUUGGUCGUCGUGGUGGGCGAAAAUGCCAUUUUCGACCCGAGCAGAGAGGAGUUGGCGGUUGCUGAUGGCCUGGUUGCUGUGAGUGUGGCUACUUCUAGUAGUAGUAGCGGUGGGGGAGAAAGGCAAGAAGAAGAGAAUUACAGAGUUCUGGCUGUGCGGAUGAUCGAUACCCCCGCAAGAGAUACCAUGAAAGGAGUGCCUAGGUCUGGUGAGGCUCAAGAGGGUGUCGACGUUCCCGGCGUCUGGAGGCCCAGGGUGGGCGGGAUCAAGAGAAGUCUGUUGAAAGCUGUUAUUAAGGCCGUUGUUGUUGAUGGGGUCGCGAGGGAUGUCAUGACGGGGUUGGAUGGGUUUUUGAACCUCGAAGAAGCUGGUGUUGCAAAGGCAACUGCUGGUGCUGUCUGACGAAAGCGAGUGUUCUCAAGGAGAUGGCAAGAUAUGGCCGGUGAGUCUGCGGGUGUUAGAGCACAGGAUGGGUUCGAGAGCAUGCCAUUCCCGGCUUUACUCGUGUGCUACGCUACGCCUCUCAGGCCUUUUCACCAGAAAUGGGAUUCUUGUUCUCGGGAGUUGUCUCGACACAACCAUCUAUUGAGCCGGUUUGGAAAUAUCAAGUCGCGGCAGCAAAAAGAACAAUAUCCCCUCACGACGGAUGCUUCAUGAAGAGAGAUCGUUUGUUUCGAAAAUGCGAUCGCUGAGACGAAACUCACUGAAAGUUUAACAAGCACCUCACCAUGCAUGCAAGGGUGGAAAUGGACAUUUGUAUUCCCCACGGCUUUAUGGAGAAGAGAAGCCCGAAGCAGCACUGCAAAGCUUAACGCCGUCCAAGUGCGGCUGGACUUUGACAACAAUCAUCCAGACACGACAAAGAAAAGAAACCAAGAGGAAAGGCGUUGAGGUGCCAAAGCUUAACUGGGCUCGACCUCGACCUCGACCUCGACCUCUAAGAGAGGCCGGCCUGGCUCCCCCGUCGUCAUCAUCAUGACCACGACCUGUCCAUGCAUUGGCCUUGCGAAGGGGCCAAAGAAGGUAGCAAGACAAGAAUCAAGAAUGAGACGGGGGGGUUCAGUCUCGCUCUACAUGCAACAUUCCAGUGGGUCGGUUAAGCGUCGCUCCGUCUUCACUACAAGGGAUGACUGGGGAGAGGCUCAGUUUCGCAGUGGAAUCAGUCCUUCUCAUGUGUUACUACCGUGGUAUUAUCAAUGGCUGUGGGGCUCAUACUUUUUGGCCCAGAGACCGUAACUGUCUGCUGUACAACGGGCACCGCGAACAGAAACGGUGAAUGUUCAGAGGAUAGCAGUGGCAGUGACAGUGACAGUGGCAGCGGCAUGAUUAAAGGGAGGCUAGGGAGGCUAUUCCACCUUCAAUACUGUUAGCACUACUAUUCAAGAUGCCAAUUAACAUUGGAUUUAAAACAAGGUUUGACUCAUUCAU